This is a messenger RNA of Prunus armeniaca (apricot), 498 nucleotides long. The record is from the annotation of a GenBank genome assembly. Lineage: Eukaryota; Viridiplantae; Streptophyta; Magnoliopsida; Rosales; Rosaceae.
AUGUUGACAACAGCUCCAGUAUUGGCACUUCCUGAUGACGGUGGGGGUUUUGUUGUUUGUAGUGAUGCAUCAAAACAGGGGUUAGGUUGUGUAUUGAUGCAACAAGGAAAGGUGAUCGCCUAUGCUUCUAGACAACUCAAGAAGCAUGAAUUGAAUUAUCUUAUGCAUGAUUUGGAGCUUGCUGUAGUGGUGUUCGCCUUAAAGAUUUGGAAUUCAUCUGGAUCUUUGGCUCAUCUCCGAAGGAAGUAUCUUCUAUUGUUAGUUGAAUUAAGGAAGUCGAGAGUUAGGUUAAGUUUGGAUGAUCAAGGAGCUUUACUUGCUACUCUCCACGUAAGACCAGUGUUGGUUGAACGAAUUAUUGAAACCCAAAUGCAGGAUCCGUUAAUUUGCAUGUUAAGGUUGGAGGUUGAGAAUGGUACAAGAACAUAUUAUUCUGUGAGAAAGGAUGGAGCUUUGAUGGUGGGAACAAGAUUGUAUGUUCCUGGGAUGAAGCACUAA